GAGAGAGAGAGAGAGCACCAUCGUCUCCGUGGCCGAGAGGUUCAUCGAAAUGGUGGACCCGUACGUGCCUGGAUGGAUCAUAUGCACUGCGCUGAGCCUCGUUGCGCUAUACAAGUUAGUUUUCGCACCGAAGAACCGUUGCGCUUCAUCGGAGGCCGCGGCUCAGUGCUCGGAGAAUAUAACCACCGCCACCGGAGAAUGCAGAUCCUUGAACCGCAACGGCGACGUUGACAUCAUCAUUGUCGGAGCUGGUGUCGCCGGCUCCGCUCUCGCUCACACGCUCGGCAAGGAUGGACGUCGUGUACUUGUCAUUGAAAGAGAUCUGAAUGAACCUGACCGAAUUGUGGGAGAGUUGCUACAACCUGGGGGUUAUCUCAAAUUAAUUGAGCUGGGACUUGAAGAUUGUGUGCAGAAAAUUGAUGCUCAGCAAGUGUUUGGUUAUGCUCUUUUCAAGGAUGGGAAACACACACGACUUUCUUAUCCCUUGGAUAAGUUUCACUCAGAUAUUGCUGGCAGAAGCUUUCACAAUGGGCGUUUUAUUCAGAGGAUGAGAGAGAAGGCUGCCUCCCUUCCUGAUGUACGAUUGGAGCAAGGAACAGUUACUUCCCUGCUUGAAGAGAAGGGGACAAUUAAAGGCGUGCAGUACAAAACUAAAGAUGGUCAGGAAUUAUCAGCAUGUGCACCUCUUACCAUUGUUUGUGACGGCUGUUUCUCAAACUUGCGCCGUUCUCUUUGUAAUCCUCAGGUAGAUGUUCCAUCUUGUUUUGUUGGCUUAGUUUUGGAGAAUUGUGAACUUCCAUGUGCAAAUCAUGGCCACGUUAUACUGGGAGAUCCUUCGCCAGUUCUAUUCUAUCCUAUAAGUAGUACAGAAGUUCGCUGUCUGGUUGAUGUUCCUGGUCAGAAGGUUCCAUCUAUUUCCAAUGGUGAAAUGGAAAAGUAUUUGAAGACAGUGAUAGCUCCACAGAUUCCACCCGAGCUUUAUGAUGCUUUCAUAGCUGCAGUGGACAAAGGCAACAUAAGGACAAUGCCAAACAGAAGCAUGCCAGCAGCUCCUUAUCCUACUCCUGGAGCCCUUCUGAUGGGCGAUGCAUUUAACAUGCGUCAUCCUCUAACAGGGGGCGGGAUGACUGUGGCAUUAUCUGAUAUAGUAGUGCUGCGAAAUCUUCUCAGGCCUUUGUGCGACCUUAAUGAUGCACCCAAACUUUGCAAAUACCUUGAAUCCUUUUAUACGUUGCGUAAGCCUGUAGCAUCCACCAUAAAUACGUUGGCAGGAGCCCUUCACAAGGUUUUUUGCGCAUCACCCGAUCCGGCAAGGAAGGAAAUGCGCCAAGCUUGCUUCGAUUAUCUGAGUCUCGGAGGUCUAUUCUCCGAAGGGCCAGUCUCUUUGCUUUCAGGAUUAAACCCUCGGCCCUUGAGCUUGGUUCUCCAUUUCUUUGCUGUUGCAAUAUAUGGCGUUGGCCGUUUACUGCUACCAUUUCCUUCCCCCAAACGGAUAUGGACUGGAGUCCGAUUAAUCUCUAGUGCAUCAGGAAUCAUCUUGCCCAUAAUUAAGGCAGAAGGAAUCCGUCAAAUGUUCUUCCCUGCAACUGUUCCUGCUUAUUACAGAACUCCCCCGGCUGCGUAGAAGUCUAUCUGUUAGUACC
This is a messenger RNA of Gastrolobium bilobum, 1643 nucleotides long. RefSeq names its product squalene monooxygenase SE1-like. The coding region runs from base 50 to 1624 and encodes 524 amino acids. Gene Ontology annotation, molecular function: squalene monooxygenase activity; flavin adenine dinucleotide binding. NCBI's taxonomy places the organism in Eukaryota, Viridiplantae, Streptophyta, Magnoliopsida, Fabales, Fabaceae. Gene Ontology annotation, cellular component: endoplasmic reticulum; membrane. The transcript has 8 exons. The record is from RefSeq and is a predicted model, not a curated record. Gene Ontology annotation, biological process: sterol biosynthetic process.